GUUCUAAUUCAAGGUACAGUAACAGUAACAAGAGCCCAGCCAAUCUCAAUCGAAGGUGUCGGAAACAAAAAGAAUUGGCUGCACGCCUUCACCCGCCGCUGUUGGCCUUAUCUACCAAUCUGCUUGGAGCGGGGCCCCGAUUCGCCCCCGGAAAAAGGUGGUGCCCAUCGCCGGAAAGGCCAGCGAAGCCCCAAAAAAAGUUCUGGUAUAAGGACAAACGAGACGAACCUUUUCCCUUACAAAGAGGAACAUUCCAUCGCUCUCAAGCCAGCAUCUGGGCCUUUUUUGCUUGCCACUUUCCUUUUGAUUGUUCUUUUGACCAUCACUGCGUUUGCAGUCGCCGCCACAAUGGGUAUCAGUCCUCAGAUCACCAACCUCAUGAUCAUCCUUGGUAUGAUGCAAGUCACCAAGAAGAUCCCCUUCGAAGACGAGAACGUGCUCAACCUCGUCCGCGCCAUCUACAUUGGCAGCAACGUCAUCAUCGCCGCUCUCUAUUUUUACAUCCAGUUCCAAAUCAACAAGAAGAAGGACAUGACCACCCUCAAGUACGUUGAGCCCGCGCCCAUGGGCUCUUCCGAGGAAGGCAAGCUCGUCACCACCACGAUCCACGCCUACGACUCCAACCAGCUCCGCCAGCUCUGGCGCGGCCAGCUGAUGGGUAUCGCUAUGAUGUCCUUCAUGCACCUCUACAUGAAGUACACCAACCCCCUGGUCAUCCAAAGCAUCAUCCCCCUCAAGGGCGUCUUCGAGGGCAACCUCGCCAAGAUCCACAUCUUUGGCCAGCCCGCCUCUGGCGAUCUCAAGCGACCUUUCAAGGCUGCCCAGGGCUUCAUGAGCGCCAUGCAGGGUGCCAACGGCACUGUCCAGAGCGACAAGAAGGCUGUCGAGGCUGCCGAGAAGGCCGGCCGCGGCGGUGCCAAGGAGGAGUAAAAGGAUUCUACAGAAUAGAUGUAUCAUAUAUGAGCAGGCAAAAAAGGCUCUACUGGGCGCGGGUUCGGAUUCGAUAAUGUGUACUACCUUUGUUUUGGCAUAUAUAUUAUCUGGCGCUUUGAUCUUUAAUCAUACUGGUCCGUAAUGAUUAAUCUCUGACAUCUCA
Molecule: messenger RNA, 1096 nt
Organism: Trichoderma harzianum CBS 226.95
Lineage: Eukaryota; Fungi; Ascomycota; Sordariomycetes; Hypocreales; Hypocreaceae
Exons: 3
Coding region: 349-930 (193 amino acids)
Biological process (GO): protein targeting to ER
Cellular component (GO): endoplasmic reticulum; mitochondrion
Source: RefSeq, a predicted model, not a curated record